UCGAAAUGCGUUUUUAAGCCCUGAUCUUGGUUUUGCAUUGGGACAAAGACACAAUAAGAAACACAAUUGCUGGUCAAUGAACAGGAAUGACGACGACUUGGGUAGUCCUCUUGAUGAGGACAUGGAUAUUAGACUACAAACAGCAGAUGAGCUGGACUUGAAUUUAGAGCAUGAAAGCCGCAUCCCAAAAGGCAUCUGUGUGACUCCAGCCAAUCUUUCCUCAAAAGAAGAAGCCAGUACAGAUGGGGUACUUAAAAUUGGUACUGAGUUUGAAUCAGAUGAACAUGCUCACAGAUUUUACAACAGAUAUGCGAGAUUGCUUGGUUUCAGUGUGAGAAAAGAUUGGGUAAAUAGGAGUAAGAUACACGGUCAGGUGGUGUCUAGAAAGUUUACAUGUUCCAGAGAAGGAUAUCGGCGGAAGGACAAAAGAGACAUUAAUGUGAAGAAGCAUCGAAAGGAAACCAGAACUGGUUGCUUGGCACAUAUGAUCAUCACUCGUCAACCUGAUGGUAAAUACAGGGUUACUCAUUUUGAAGCAAAUCACAAUCAUGAUAAUAUAAACCCCAAUAAUGCUCAAAUAUUACAACUGCAGAAAGAGCUUUGCGUUACUCAAUUUUCUGAAGCUGACUUGAUGAACGAUUUGGAGUCCCAGUCAAAUACCGAAUAUGAACUUAUGAGUAGGAGAUCUGAAGUACGAGAUUCUCUUGAUUUUCUUGCCAUGGAUUAUGAUGAUAUCCUUCUAUCUGAAAGAGCGAGAGAUAUGAAAAAAGGAGAAGCAGGACGUCUGUUGCGCCAUUUUCAGAGGCAGCACUUUGAAAAUCCAUCUUUCUUCUAUGCGAUACAGAUUGAUGCUGAUGAUAAAGUAUGCAACAUAUUUUGGGCUGAUGAUAAUAUGGUUGUGGACUAUGAUCAUUUUGGUGAUGUGGUUUGUUUGGACACAACCCACCGAACAAACAAAGAUUCUUUGCCAUUUGUGCCGUUUAUCGGAGUGAAUCAUCACAAUCAAGUUGUGAUACUUGCUGCUGCUUUUCUAUUUGAUGACACUGCUGAAUCACUCAAGUGGCUACUUCAUACAUUCUUAGAGGCUAUGUCUGGGAAGAAGCCAAAGAUCAUUCUCACAGAUCAAGAUGCAGCUGUUGUUGAGGCAAUUAAUUCAGUCUUACCAGAAAUAGAUCAUCGUAUAUGUCUAUGGCAGAUGUACCAAAAUGCUCUUAAGCACCUGAGCCUUGUAUUGAAGGAUACUCAAUCUUUUACCUCUGAUUUUAGAAGUUGCAUUUAUGACCAGAAAGAUGAGCAAGGUUUUAUUCAAUCAUGGGCAGCUCUACUUGAGAAUUAUGGUCUUCAGCAAAAUGACUGGCUGAAAUGGAUGUUUAGAGAAAGAGAGAAAUGGGCUGUGGUAUAUGGCAGAAACGGCUUUUUUCUUGACUUGAAAUGUAGACAUCUGGUUGAGAGUUUAUCUAAUAACUUCAAUAAUUAUCUUAGCUCUGAUCAAGGUAUGCUUCAAUUUUUUAAGCAUUUUGAAAGAGUGGUAGAUGAACAGCGUUACAAAGAAAUUAAAGCUAAUGAGGAAAUGUAUAGGUGCAUGCCAAGGUUAAUGGCGAAUGUGAUUUUGUUAAAGCACGCAAGUGAGGUUUACACGCCAAAGGCAUUUGAGGUAUUUCAGCGAGAAUAUGAGAAAUGUUUAAAUGUUGUUGUUAACCAGUCCAGUCAGAAAGGAUUAUUGUCUGAAUACGAAGUGAACACCUUUGGUCAAUCUCGAGAAUACCGUGUUACAUUCAAUUCUUCUGACAACAUAGUUGCCUGUAACUGCAUGAAGUUUGAGUAUGUUGGGUUUCUUUGUAGUCAUGCACUAAAAGUGCUCGAUCAUAGGAAUAUAAAGGUGGUCCCAUCCCAAUAUAUCUUAAAGCGAUGGACUAGAGAUGCAAGGAUUGGUAGCUUGGGGAAUAACACUGACUUCAUAGAAUCUGGAAACGUCAAGUUGGUUGUAGCAAGACGUUACAAAGAUUUGUGUUGUCGCAUACUAAAUAUAUCAGCCAGGGCAGCUGAUUCUGAGGAUGCAUUUCAGUUUGCAUCAAGACGAUUGGAGGAAGUAAUUGAAGGAGUUGAAAAAAUCUUGACAUUAAAAGCCGAUGAAGCUCAAGGUAUCACCUCUAGUAGCACUGGAGCAAAUGCUUCUGAAAGUGAAAAUGCGGAGAUUUUUUUGGAUGGAAAUACAACUGCGGAUCAGGAGGUGGAUGACAAAGCACAGGGAACAAGGGAAAAAGAGAUUUGUUCUGCUGAUAGGCGCAAACUGAAGAAUAUAAAUGUGAGAAGCUCCAAAACAAAAAGAGACCAGAAUGUACAAGUACAAUCACCAAAUAAUCUUACAUGCAUUUCAAGCCCCCCAUCGGCUUAUGUUUCACCUCAGCCUUCAACAAACAAUCCUGUUAUGCAGAGCUUGUACAAUUUUGAAGCUACUCAGGUGGUUCAGUGUAUGUACCAACAGCCUGAUCUGCUCAUAGACCAACAACCCAAUACUGACAUGUAUCAACAACCAAAUUUCUACUCUGACCAAGACAACCCUCCUGGCCAAACUCCGUUGCUCCAGGAACCUUUGAUACGUAACACAUAUCAUGAGUCUGUCUCGAACAACACUCACCUGAGGCAGGUAAUGGAUCUUGACAUGCACCAUCCACAUUCAUCUUCAUUUAUGCUUUAUGAUCACAGAUACAGAACUCCUGACACUUCAUAUCUUGUACCCAAGUAAUGAAGAAGAAUACCCUCACGGCAUUCUUCUCUUGUGGAUAUAUUUUGUGUUGUACAGUUACAGUUGCAAAUUAUUUAGUGUUGAAUCAUAGAAUUAGGUUGGAAUACAAAGGAAUCAAUCUUCA
Pistacia vera is the source of this 2870-nucleotide messenger RNA. RefSeq names its product protein FAR1-RELATED SEQUENCE 5-like. The record is from RefSeq and is a predicted model, not a curated record. The transcript has 5 exons. Gene Ontology annotation, biological process: regulation of DNA-templated transcription. Gene Ontology annotation, molecular function: zinc ion binding. Lineage: Eukaryota; Viridiplantae; Streptophyta; Magnoliopsida; Sapindales; Anacardiaceae. Bases 77 to 2746 code for a protein of 889 amino acids.